Messenger RNA from Caenorhabditis sp. 36 PRJEB53466, 2175 nucleotides. NCBI's taxonomy places the organism in Eukaryota, Metazoa, Nematoda, Chromadorea, Rhabditida, Rhabditidae. The record is from the annotation of a GenBank genome assembly.
AUGGGUUGCCAAGUGUCAUCGGACAGCAGCCAAUUCGAGAGAUCAGACUAUGACCGACUGUGGAAGAGGAUGAACUCCGUCUCGGAGCAGACGCCAGUGGCGCAGAAGAAGAAGAGCGGCAAAGGGAAGAAGAACGGAUGGAGGAUCAUUCGGGUCAUCCUGGUAUCCACGUACAAGGACUUCAGAAACGAGAGAAAAGCGGCGCUGGAUUUGGUGAGCAUUCACUUAGGAAGAAGGGACGGAAAGAUGCAAAGUGUUUCAGAUAGAGAACAAGUUACAGCCGUAUGCGACCGAAAAGCAAGUGUUCCUUCAAGUGGAGGACUUCAGUUGGGUGAGUACUUGAUUAAUGAUUGGUGAAAACGAAGUCGGUCAGGGAUCAAAGGCGCAUUUGGAAGAAGCCUCUUGCCUGUAUCCGAUCGAGCGACUGCGUCGGGAAGCGGCUUCUUCCUCCUCCUCCACCACUUCUUCUUCUUCUUCUUCUUCUUCCUCGACAUACUUCUAUUUGCACUUCCUCGGGUUGGUUCGGGAUAAUUUGGAAGGGCUGAUGUGACUGAGUGGGUGCCAUUUGGGCCUAGAUAAGGUGGAGAGGGAAGGAGGAACAAGUGACGGAAAACCAGUUGGGAUGGCCAUUCGACACGACCAAUGCCUUCGCGGUAAUGUUUUGUUCGGAUGAAGAUAGGGGGAAACGAACGACAAAAAAUGAUUAUGAUUGUCGGACAAUGCUGGCCGAUAAUGACGGAUUCUGGAUGAUUAUGGGUUGACGGAAACGAAGAUCCGGUUCCUGUAGGACCAACUUCGUGAACAUUGUCUUUUCAGAGAAUGCUCCGGUUACCUGAUCGACCACACCUUCACCGACGACGCUUUUCUCCGUGAGCACGCCAUCUCAAGUGAGCAAUCUUUCUCAGAAGUCUUUCUUCAACUCGCUGGUCUCCAAAACCCCAACUGUAAUCAUUCCAUUCAUUCGCAUCAACUCGAGCUUUAAAGUUUAGCGCUUUUCCUCUACCGCAAUCCGAGUUUCCUACAAGAACUUCCGUUCAACGUCACCAACUUCAUCGAUUCUCCAGCCAACAGAGAAAGAGCGAAAUACUUAACGUCGAUGGUCAAAGGGUCGGUGUCUCCGUCACAAUUCGUGGAAUACUCGGUCCGUACGUCUGGCAUCAACAACAUUCACUUCAAACACAUUCUAUUCGACGAUCUCAGCGGGGCCACGAGACCAAUAGAUGAGCUGAUAAACAGAUAUUUGGAUGAGUUGCCAGACGGAGAAUCGAAAGUUCCAUCAGCUGAGGAGCUGCUGAAAGAGCACUUUGAGGAGUUGGGAAAUGAAAAUGAGACACUGCAAAAGGUAGGUCAAACUCAUUUUAUUCCUCUGGAACAACCUGUUUGAGGUGAAAGUGAACAUAAAAAUGGGAAAAUCUACGUUGAUAGUGGGAGAUUACUCUACCGGAAAGACUGUUCUCCUUCAUGCAAUCGGGAAAAGUUCCAGUAAAGCAGUACUUGUGAAAGGAAGAGAACACAUGAGUGUAAUUGAAUUGCGAAGAGCAAUCGAAGCAAAAAGCAAAGUAGUAAGGAGGUUGAUUGAAAUGAAAUUCGAUAGUCUUCUCAGGAACUUGUGGAUCCCCAUCAGAAGAACACGAGGGUUCUGAUGGUGGAUGACGUGCACUUGAUGUCGAAAGAAGCACAAGAAUAUCUCGUUGGGAGUGAGGAACUGGUGAUUGUGGCGACGAGCAGAAAGAAGAAAGUGGCGGUGGACAUGGAGAAGAUAUCGAUUCCCAGCAUGGAUCCAGAGGAUAUAUUGGUUGGUUUAUUCUCUAAUAACAAUACUUUUGGAACCUGGGCCCGCUGGGCAGGCUGAUGAUUCUUAAUGAACGAGCUCUAUUCAGGAAGAACUCUCAUUUUGGUUGAACGGAGGAAUGAGAGAAAGAAGAGCGGUCCCAUCGGUGAAAGCGUCGAACAUAUUCAAGAUGUCUCAACAGAAACGCAGGAAAAGUGUGGGCACUGUGGAAGGUUCCGAAACGUACAUUUCCAAAGAAUCUUGCCUACUUUACAGAUGGACACUCAAUUGAUGAAAAUAUGGGAUGGAAUAGCUUGAAAUGCAGAGUAAUCGGAACACUCGGAAGGUUCGGAAGCUCGGAGGAAAAGUGCGCACAGCUUUCACAACUGUCCACAUUGAGGUGA